CUUGGAGGUCGAUGACUGGCGGGACCGGCUCCAGUGCGCAGGCGCGGCUGAGUUCUCCGGAGGGGGCGGGCCGCUCCUGGUGUGCGCGUGCGCAUUGGGGCCGGAGAGCAGAGACAAGGGGGCCUUGGCCGGGACGUGGAAGCGAAGGGUCUUCCUGGGAGCCAGAGAGAUGGCGGACAAGAAGCGCCUGGCCUUCUCCAUCAUCCAGUUCUUACAGGACCAGCUCCAGAACGGAGGCCUCUCCCCAGACGCACAAGAGAGCCUGGAAGUGGCCAUCCAGUGCCUGGAGACGGCCUUUGGGGUCUCCAUGGAAGACAGAGGCCUGGCCUUGUCCCAGACACUGCCUGAAAUAUUUGAUGCUGCUGCAGCAAAGGAGCCGCAGCAAAACACGCCCACCCCAGAGCCAAUCACCCCCUCGGAGGAGGAUGCGGCAGAAGCCGAGCGACUGAAGGGUGAAGGAAAUGAACAGAUGAAAGCAGAAAACUUUGAAAGUGCCGUCGCAUACUAUGGGAAAGCUAUUGAGCUGAACCCCUCCAACGCAGUGUACUAUUGCAACAGGGCUGCUGCUUACAGCAAACUUGGGAACUACGCUGGUGCAGUGAGGGACUGUGAAAGAGCCAUAAACAUUGAUCCCAAAUACAGCAAAGCCUAUGGACGGAUGGGCCUAGCCCUCUCCAGCCUGAACAAACUCUCAGAAGCCAUUGUCUACUAUCAGAAAGCCCUGGAGCUUGAUCCCGACAACGAGACCUACAAGUCAAACCUGAAGGUGACGGAGCAGAAGAUGAAGGAGGCCCCCAGCCCGACAGGAGGUGCUGGAGGCUUUGACCUGGCUGGCCUCCUCAACAACCCUGGCUUCAUGAGCAUGGCAUCUAACUUGAUGAGCAGCCCACAAGUACAACAACUGAUGUCGGGGAUGAUCUCUGGCGGCCACAACCCUCUGGCCACGCCAGGAGCCAGUGCCACCCCCAACGACCUCGCCAGCCUUAUCCAAGCAGGCCAACAGUUUGCUCAGCAAAUGCAGCAGCAGAACCCGGAACUAAUAGAACAGCUGCGGAGCCAGAUCCGGAGUCGGACCCCCAGCGCCAGCAACGAAGAGCAGCAGGAGUGAGGGAGGGAAGGAAGGAGGGAGGGAGCCAGCUACAGAAAAAAGAAACCACCUCCCCCCAAGAGGGACAGUGGAGUGGGAGGAGACCCACACGACAUCUGGUCUGCAUCUUAAAAGAGACAUUUCCGGCGGCCUCUUCCUCUUCCUUGCACCUCCAGCUCUCCUCCUGCGUGGGCUUCUUCCAGAAGGGCUGGCCAGCCCAGACCAGCAGUGACUUAUCCCUCCACUCUCCCCCGUCCCACGCACACACCAUCCCAAGAACCAGCCCCAUGGUGUGGCGGAGGCUUUUAUUCUUUAUUUCUCCCGAGGAAGAAGCGCUCUCACUUCGGAGAACACUCCAUGCCGUGAAACUCCAGCUCAGCUGGGGCCUCGUGCCAUCCGUCUCUCUUCACUGUGGUUCUCACAAGACCUUCUUCCUCACCUCUGGGAAGGAUUUCCUGCUGUGACUUCCUUUUGUGUAACUUUUGCCGAGUCUUCCUGGCACCCACAGGCCGGGCGUUGUCUGUGGGUGGGGAGGAGAUCAAGCCCCACGGUCAAAGAACCCUCCUUCCUUGGGUGGAACAGUAAACAGAAGCACCUGACCGAAGGGGCCUUUUUAAUUUUGUUUCUGGGUGUUGAUCAUGUGUAUGUUGGUGGGGAGCAGGGAGCAGCCCAUCACUGUUUUGAGAGGGAGAGCCUUUUUUCUUGAAAGCCAUUGUGGUGAGCAUGACAUGAGCAUCUUCUCUCUGUAGCCUAGUUGGAGGGGGGCGGGCGGCUUGCGGGGUCCGACCCCUUUCCAGGUUUGGAAAGUGUUUUUAAUCCAACAUUUGAGUUUCUUUGGGGAUUUUUUUUCCUUUUGAGGGUGGGGGUGUUUUGCAUGCCAGGGAGGUUGUGACUGGGUCCCUGUUUUAGCCAAGUACUUCAACCAUGUCAGGAGUCAAGCAGUGCUGCUUCUCUCUUGAGGAACCCACAAGCGGUGGCCAUGGCAGCCUAUGGAUGCCGGUCAGUGAGGCCAGGGAGAAGGCUCAGUCCCCAGGGUUGCUUCUCAAGGGGGGAGCCCUCCGCGACUAAAGCUCUCCCUUGCCCUCAGAGUGGGCUUCCACCUGCAUCCUUCCCCCUCUUCUCUCUGUGUUUGUGUUCCUUGAGGGGGAGGGUUUCUAAGGGUGGAAGGAGGCCUGGCCUGACUGCUGCUGUGCCUCCUCCUCCCUCACAGGUGCCACUUCCUUGGAAGCCAGGCCCAAGGCUGAAGGCUCUCCCUGAACAGCCUUCACCCAGGCCGCCAUGGGGCUCUUGCCACCUCUGGCCUCAGUGGCUAAUGCGCUCAGACAAUGGGAGAUGCAGCAGUCCAGCAACAUCUGGAGGGCCACAUAUGUAGAGCAAGGGGCAGGGCACCGGGGAGCGUUUGGGGAGGAUGGGUGCUGCAGCUUUGGCCUUCUGAGGAGAGUGGCCUGGGGCUCCUUGCCCUCCAUAGAGAGAGGGGGGGGGCUUCCAGAGGGGAUUUGGAAAUGACCUCUUUUCUUCCAAAAGUGGCACUCUUCUUCCCUGCCUCCAACCGUUUUCUAAAAUGUAGGAAAUAAAAUUCUUUUGACACGC
Molecule: messenger RNA, 2677 nt
Organism: Sceloporus undulatus (fence lizard)
Lineage: Eukaryota; Metazoa; Chordata; Lepidosauria; Squamata; Phrynosomatidae
Gene: SGTA
Product: small glutamine rich tetratricopeptide repeat co-chaperone alpha
Exons: 12
Coding region: 170-1108 (312 amino acids)
Biological process (GO): post-translational protein targeting to endoplasmic reticulum membrane
Cellular component (GO): membrane; TRC complex
Molecular function (GO): molecular adaptor activity; protein binding
Source: RefSeq, a predicted model, not a curated record